Messenger RNA from Homo sapiens (human), 1340 nucleotides. RefSeq names its product ATPase H+ transporting V1 subunit E1 (gene ATP6V1E1). Gene Ontology annotation, biological process: proton transmembrane transport. The record is from RefSeq and is marked reviewed. The transcript has 8 exons. Gene Ontology annotation, molecular function: proton-transporting ATPase activity, rotational mechanism. NCBI's taxonomy places the organism in Eukaryota, Metazoa, Chordata, Mammalia, Primates, Hominidae. Bases 188 to 802 code for a protein of 204 amino acids. Gene Ontology annotation, cellular component: proton-transporting two-sector ATPase complex, catalytic domain; lysosomal membrane; clathrin-coated vesicle membrane.
CUCUUCCCAUUGGCUGAGAAGGGUCAUGAGGAUGAACUGUGCAGUCACCUGGCAGGAACCGGAACCCGCGGUUAUAAAGUAAAGGAACCCGAGAUCUGCGCAGGGGUUCCCUUUGCCGAUUUCUCUCACCUCACCUUUCAAACCUAAACUCGAGCCUACUGUUCACCGGCCUAGCAUUGCUCUCGCCAUGGCUCUCAGCGAUGCUGACGUGCAAAAGCAGGCAGAAGAAGAGUUCAACAUAGAGAAAGGUCGGCUUGUGCAAACCCAAAGACUAAAGAUUAUGGAAUAUUAUGAGAAGAAAGAGAAACAGAUUGAGCAGCAGAAGAAAAUUCAGAUGUCCAAUUUGAUGAAUCAAGCGAGACUCAAAGUCCUCAGAGCAAGAGAUGACCUUAUCACAGACCUACUAAAUGAAGCAAAACAGAGACUCAGCAAGGUGGUAAAAGAUACAACCAGGUACCAAGUGCUGCUGGAUGGACUGGUUCUCCAGGGUUUGUACCAGUUGCUGGAGCCCCGAAUGAUUGUUCGUUGCAGGAAACAAGAUUUCCCUCUGGUAAAGGCUGCAGUGCAGAAGGCAAUUCCUAUGUACAAAAUUGCCACCAAAAACGAUGUUGAUGUCCAAAUUGACCAGGAGUCCUACCUGCCUGAAGACAUAGCUGGUGGAGUUGAGAUCUAUAAUGGAGAUCGUAAAAUAAAGGUUUCCAACACCCUGGAAAGCCGGCUGGAUCUCAUAGCCCAGCAGAUGAUGCCAGAAGUCCGGGGAGCCUUGUUUGGUGCAAAUGCCAACAGGAAGUUUUUGGACUAAGCCUUCAGGAGGUGGAGCUCGUCGUCAGCUCUCCUGCUGUGAUGUGGAAGCUUCUGAUAUUUGAAGAAACACGAAUGUCUCUGUAGCUUCCUCUUCACUGCCCCAGUAUUGCUCUGUAUUUAUCAGCGAUGCCCCUCUGUCACUCAUGCCUUGCCUAAUUGUUCACAAUGGUGGAAAGCUUCAUGUAAUAUGAUCAGGACCCACCUCCAGUUCUUCUGAAAGUGUGACAGUGUCCAGCCGGUUCUGCAGCACUAGGGGAGGGGGCAGAUGGUGGUUGCAUGGGCUUCCUGGGUCUCCACUCUCCGUCUGGCCUAAAGGUGAUGUAUUUGGUGUUUGGCCCUGCAGUCCCCACUCUUGAGGCUUAAGGCGCAUGUGGCACACCACUCCUUCCAGCAGUAGUCGCUUUACUGUUACCUGUUUAGGCCUAGAAGUUUUCCCUCAUCUGUAAAUGUGAUUUAAAAUCUAAGCCAUGAAUAUGCUUUAUUUAUUAAAAGAGUUAUGCGGAUUUAAUGUGAUUUCUAGUGUAAGGCACUACAAA